GCCGCCGCGUGUCUCCCUCCCUCCCCGGCGCCCGCUCCUUCCCGCCGCGCGGCUCUGGGCUGGGGGUGCCCGGCGCCCCCGCCCUGCAUUGUCCCCGGUGCAGCGCCCCCUGCCGGCCACCGUGCCGCGCUCUUUGGGGCCCGCGGCGCCCUGGCAAAGGCCGUUGAGCCCAUCCCUGAGUUCCCCGACGCUUCCAUGACCGCGCGCGUGGGACCACCCAGGAUAGUAGCCAUUAAGGACCCCUGCUGAUGGGGCCCCUUUCUGGAGGGAGCAGAUACCACCUACCAGGAGGCAGAUCCUACAAUCCGAACCAGCAGGUUGACCUGCUUGAGGAUGCAUGAUUGAGGCAGAUGCAGUCUCACCUCGGAUCUGAGGACUCCAGCCUAUGGGAUGGUGCUGCCCAGAGAUGUGUUUCCUAGGAGAUUCUGAAUCCAAUCAAACUGACAGUGAGGAUCAGCCAUCUCGAGCUUCCUCCAUGUGCUCUUGCUACCAUGGGCUGACCUGUUCUGCCCUACCUUCCCUCCCAUGAUGCACUCUGGAACUUGGCCGUGAGCUGAACACUCCUAUUCUGCUAAAGGGCUCACCUCAUGAUGCUGCUCCAGGCUUGACGCAACAAGACCAAAAGAGCGUGGAAACUUUUAAACUGUGCCCCGGGACAGAUCGUUCCUGCUUGUAAGAUAUUUAUUCCCGCGUGGAAGGAUAGUGCUGGGGCCACCACUCCUUCUGAAGCAUGGUGCCGUGGCUGUGGAAGGGGCUGGUAGGCAUUGGCCUCUUGGCCCUCGCCCACGCUGCCUUUUCGGCUGCUCAGCAUCAUUCUCAUAUGCGACUAACAGAAAAGGAGUAUGACUCGCUGCCUGCAGAUAUAGUUCUUCAGACACUUCUGGCCUUUGCAGUUACCUGUUAUGGAGUAGUUCAUAUGGCAGGGGAGUUUAAAGACAGGGAUGCCACUUCAGAACUAAAGAAUAAGACGUUGGACACCUUAAGGAAUCGCCCGUCUUUUUAUGUGUUUCGUUAUUCUGGUCGUGGACUGUUCGGGCCUUCAGAUAUAUGUUCUUCAAACGUCAGCGCAUUAUCUUCUGACAUACGGUUGAAGUUUUGAAAGUUCAGAUCACUGCGCUGCUUAGCUUUUUACCAUUUAAGUAAUAGGACAGAAGCAGAAUUAAGUCCUGGGAUUUGGAAUGUAAAACCACCUCCUACAUAUCAGUAUUUUUAUUGAUAUUUUUCAAACUUAAUUAAAAAACAAAACUCUAACCGAAGAACAAACAAACAAACAAAAAGCAAAAGGUAUUUAUCUCGGGUAUCCAGUGACAGCUGCAGGACACUGACUAACUGGGGAGGGAUUUUUGGAUGAGGCAAACAUUUGACUCUCAGCCCAAGUGAAGCAGUGCCCUGGAUAAUGCAAGUGGACCUAACCCAGCCAAGGGGCUGAGUGGAACAAAGAGGCUUAGUAAGGAAGACACGCUCCCGCAUGCUUGAGCUGAGACCGCGGUCUUUCUCUGGCUCCGUCCCCUAAACCCAAACAUCAGCCCUUCUUGCAUGUUGAGCCUGCUGCCUCUCAGGCUUGCAUGUUGAGCCUGCUGCCUCUCAGGCUUGCAUGUUGAGCCUGCUGCCUCUCAGGCUUGCGUGUAGGCUCCCCUGGGCUCUGCUUGCGGACUACAGUUUUUAGGGACUUGCAGGUUUUCCCAGUGCGCAGUCAGUUCUUCAUUGCGACUCUCACCGCGGGCUCCCCUAGGCCCUCAGACUGAUGAUCGGGAGGCAGGUGUGAGCCGGGAGCUCAGAGAUGGGGAUGGUUUUCCGUGCUGUGUGAAGAGGCCUAACUGAAGCAGAGAAAGAGGCCAGCGUUCCCGGAAUGGUGGAGAUAAGUGGCGGAGAGAGCCUCACCCCUGCCAGUCUGGCUGAAGAGGUGGAGAGAGCCUCGCCCCUGCCAGUCCGGCUGAAGAGGUGGAGAGAGCCUCGCCCCUGCCAGUCCAGCUGAAGAGGUGGAGAGAGCCUCACCCCUGCCAGUACAGCUGAAGAGGUGGAGAGAGCCUCACCCCUGCCAGUCCAGCUGAAGAGGUGGAGAGAGCCUUGCCCCUGCCAGUCCAGCUGAAGAGGUGGAGAGAACCACACCCCUGCCAGUCCAGCUGAAGAGGUAGAGAGAGCCUCGCCCCUGCCAGUCCAGCUGAAGAGGUGGAGAGAGCCUCGCCCCUGCCAGUCCAGCUGAAGAGGUGGAGAGAGCCUCACCCCUGCCAGUCCAGCUGAAGAGGUGGAGAGAACCACACCCCUGCCAGUCCAGCUGAAGAGGUGGAGAGAGCCUCACCCCUGCCAGUCUGGCUGAAGAGGUGGAGAGAACCACACCCCUGCCAGUCCAGCUGAAGAGGUGGAGAGAGCCUCACCCCUGCCAGUCCAGCUGAAGGGGUAGAGAGAGCCUCACCCCUGUGGGCAGUCCGUGUGCCACUUGCUAUGGUCUGGUUAUCCACCAACUUCUCUUUUGUGCUUGUGGUUCCGUAUGAGAUCCUGCCGUUUGCAAAUGUGUUUGUCAGAGGACUAGAAUCAACAAGGGGUGUGUGUGUGUAAAACUGUCCCUUGGUGUCUGCAGAGGACUGAUUCUGCAACUGUCUACAGGAACCCAAAUCCUCCAGUGCUCCAGUAGUUUUUAGAAAAUGACAUAGUGUUUGCGUAUAACCUAUGCCUACCCUCUCCUAUACUUCAGUCAUCUCUAGAUUCCACAUAAUACCUAAUACCAUGUAAAGGAUUCUGUAAAGGAUUGUCAUACUGGAUUGUUUAGGGAAUAAUGAUAAGAAAAUGUCUGCAUAUGUUCAGUACAGAUGGAUUUCUCCACCUUCCCCCCACCCCACUAAAAAAUAUUUUUUUGGUUAGUA
Molecule: messenger RNA, 2861 nt
Organism: Onychomys torridus (southern grasshopper mouse)
Lineage: Eukaryota; Metazoa; Chordata; Mammalia; Rodentia; Cricetidae
Product: membrane magnesium transporter 1-like
Exons: 4
Coding region: 731-1099 (122 amino acids)
Cellular component (GO): plasma membrane; early endosome; Golgi apparatus
Source: RefSeq, a predicted model, not a curated record